Messenger RNA from Chionomys nivalis (European snow vole), 588 nucleotides. RefSeq names its product cancer/testis antigen family 47 member B1-like. The transcript has a single exon. Bases 1 to 588 code for a protein of 195 amino acids. NCBI's taxonomy places the organism in Eukaryota, Metazoa, Chordata, Mammalia, Rodentia, Cricetidae. The record is from RefSeq and is a predicted model, not a curated record.
AUGUCUGCCCCAGGGGAUCAAGAUCCAACCGGAGAGACCCGAGAGAACCCAGUAACCCUUGAGGGAGAGUGGGUACAAGAAGCUGCAGGGGGCAGCGAGAUAGGCAAUGAGUCCGGCCUCGAUGGGGCCUCUGCCACACCUGCCAUUGAAGAAAUACUGGCCUUUCAUCCUAGGAGGGUGGACAAUGUUGGGCCCGAAAGAAACCAGGAAGAAGCGGGUGAUAGGAGAGAGAGCUCAGAUGCUGUGGAAGACUCAGAUAUUGAACCUGUUGAGGAGGAGGGAGCAGGGGAGGAGAUGGAAAACAUAAGAGAUCAGGAAAUGGUGGCUGACCAUCGAUUCCCAAUGGCUGGCUUCCGAUUUAUGUUUAUGGAUGUGAUCCAUGCCAUUCUCAACCGUGUCUAUUACAACGACCAUGCCACGAUCAGGCGCCCCCGUGAAAACGCAGGAGUGAUGGGUACACCUGGCCCUUCUGCUUCUGGCCACUCGAGUCAGGUCCAAGUUCCAUCCGGGCCCAUUCCAUCCACAGUGAGGGCCGCAGAGUAUGAGGCCCAUGAGGCCCGGGCCUCAUACUCUCCAGGCCUGGCCUGA